AUGAGCAUGUUCCGCUCCACCAUCACUGGGGCCAUUCUAGACGAUGGUUCCACGACCGAAAUCAGCGGGAUAACAGCUGGCCAAUUGGCCACCGUUUUGACGGCGUACACGCCUCUGACCGACACUGCCGCGAACACUGCCAGCAUCAGCGCCAACAGCAGCGGAGUGGCCAACAACGCUGCCUCGAUUGCGACUCUGCAGACGCAGAUCGAUGCGCUGCCCACGCCGCCAGAUUUGACGCCCUACGCUCUAGCCUCAGACCUCGCAGCUGCCGAGGGACAGAUCGCAGCAAACCAAUCCAGCAUCACUGCCUUCAACACCAGCCUGACGGCAGGCCUGGCUUCGAAGGCCAACCAAUCGGCGCUGGACGCCCUCCAGUUGGAGCUCCAAGGCAAGAGCACGCCGGCUUCGGUAGACACCAAGCUUGCGAGCUACAGCACCACGGCAGCAGUGAAUUCUGCGAUUACAAGCGCAAACAACGCCACCCUGGCCACAGUGAGCAGCACCUACGCGCUUCGCAGCGUCACCGACCAGUUGGCUUUGGACCUUGCCGCCAAGCAGUCGGGGCCCGACGUGGAUCAGAAGAUUGCCACGGCGCUUUUGGAUCGGCCCCGCACCACUGACUUGACGGCGGCGGUCAACUUGAAAACCACGCCUGCCGACGUGGACCAGAAGGUCGCGACCGCCCUCGUGACCUAUGCCACGCAGACGGCUCUGAACGCAGCGCUGGCCCUCCGCGAUGGUAGGCUGGACGCCGCCGAAGCCUCCGUAGGAGCGCUGCAGGCGGCAGGCUUUCAGACGGCCGCUCAGGUAGCUUCGGCCAUUGCCACAGCGUUGCUGAGCUACACAGACACCAUAGGCGUGAAUGCGAUGCUGGCGGUGCGGGACGGUCGCUUGGACGCUGCAGAAGCCUCCAUCACGGGCCUGCAAACGGCGGGCUACCAGACCUCGGCGCAGGUGGCGGGCGCUAUAGCCACAGCGCUGCUGCCUUACGUCCAGCAGACCGCCCUGGACGCCGCUCUGGGCCUGCGCGACCUCAGAUUGGACGGCGCAGAGGCCAACAUCCUGGCCCUGCAGGGUGUGGGGCCCUUCGCUAGCGCUGCUGAUCUGGAUUCCUUGGAAACCAGCCUGCAGAGCGCAAUUGACGCCGUGCUGGCGCAGCUGGCCGUGCUGGCCGCGGGAGCCGUGCAGAACGCGCAAGAAUGGGCGGGGCAGACCACCUUCGAGCUGCUGGUGGGCGCCAGCACUCUGCGGCGGCUGCACGUCACGGCUCCGCUGAGCAUCAGCCUGCAGAACGAGGACCUGGCCCUGAGCAUCGCCUGCGAUUCCUACAGCACGGCCCAGGCGGACGCCGCCAUCGCAGCAGCCAUCACGGCGGCCUUGCUGCCUUACGAGACUGCAGCGCAGCGAGACGCUGCAAUUACAGCCGCCCUGGCUGCCUUCAGCAACACUUCCGCGGUCAACGCACUGAUCGCUGCGGCCUUGGCCGCAUAUAGCACCACCGCUGAGAUGAACUCAGCCAUCGCUGCAGCUGUGGGCGCCAUUGACCUCAGCGGCUACUACAGCAGCGCCCAAACGGACGCAGCCAUCACAGCUGCUUUGGUGCCCGUGACCUUGUCGAAUGCGCCCGCCUGGGCCGCGAAUCCGCCCACCUGGGAGUUGCUGAAGGCCACCAACGUGCUGCGCAACCUGCACUUUGCUGGCCCGCUGCUGGCCAGCCUGCAGAACAACACCGACACGCUGCAGAUCGAAUGCGUUGCCUACGACAAGUCCGAGACCUACACUCAGGCGGAAGUCAACACCGUGGUCUCCGGCGCCAUCGACGCGCUCAACAUCACGCAGUAUCAGACCGAGACAGACGUGGACACUGCAAUCAGCGAUGCCCUGUUGGACUACUAUACCUCGGCGCAGGUCGACGCAGAAAUCGCCGCCAAUAGCUUCAACGCCAGUGACUACUACAACAAGACGCAAUCUGACAGCAGGUACUUCGUGUCCAACGCCGACGCCGGCAACAUCUCGCUGAUUCGGGACGCGGCAGAUGGCCGUUACAUCCAAUCCGGCAACCUGACCAGCCUGGACUCUCGCUAUUUUCCAGCCAAUGGGAAUGCUGGAGGAGGCGGGAUUUUCCCCAUGGUCAUCACCACCCUGACGCCGCGCAUGAUCCGCGCCAUCCUGCCCAGGGCGCCCCUGAGCGGCGCCCUCAUCCUGGGCAACGCCGGCACGCUGGAGCUCAGCUGCGAUUGCUACAGCAAGGCGGAGUCAGAUGGGAGGUAUUUUACCAUCGGCCAGUCCAACGCCAACUUCGCAGACAUAGCGGUGGAGGCGGACGUGGCCGCUCUGGACACUCGAGUCACGGCACUGGAGGCCAGCCCCCUGCCGGCAGACAUCUCCGUCAACAGCGUCUCUGCCACGGGGGACUGGCUGUCCCUGGUGGGCGGCGCUGCGGGCACCAGGAUCAGGGACAGCUCCAACAACGAUCUGAUCACCGUGACCAGCUCGGAGGCCUUCUUCGGAGUCCGAUCGCGG
This is a messenger RNA of Symbiodinium necroappetens, 2526 nucleotides long. The record is from the annotation of a GenBank genome assembly. Lineage: Eukaryota; Dinophyceae; Suessiales; Symbiodiniaceae.